AGUCCUCUCUUCUCAUCCACCAUGGUCAACCUACUCCUCAACGUCGUCUCCCGCAUCCUCUUCAGCACGGCAGACACCGUCUGGCACACCCUCACAUUGACCUACAUCUUCACUUGGGACACCACCCUCGUCUUGCUCAACACCAUCAGCUUCCCAAAGCGCAAGGGAAAGCUCAUCGCCCCUGGGAAGCUGGGACACGGUGGCAACUGGCCCGAAUGGCACCCCCCGGUCGAGGGUGACAGUCGUUCUCCCUGCCCGGCGCUGAACGCGAUGGCGAAUCAUGGUAUUCUCCCCCGCGACGGGAAGAACAUCCCCUUCACCGUGCUGAACCGCAAGAUCAGGGAGACGUACAACUUCUCCCCCACCUUCUGUCUCUACGUGCCGCUGUACAUGGCCCGCCUCCUCGGCAGGUCCUACACAUACGGCACGCUCGAUCUAAAUGAUAUCGCUGUCCACAACGGAAUAGAACACGACGCCUCUCUUUUCCGACACGAUACGUUCCUUUCCCCCGGGGGCGAUCAGGGCAAGCCCUGCCCAGACCUUGUAGACGGGUUCUUUGACUGUGUCCAUGGAGAUAAAGUGACAGUGGACGACUUAGCACGGUAUAGCGAGAUCCGGCGUACAGACAGUAGGCGAAAGAACGGCCAGUUCACGCUCAGCACCUUCCACAAGCUCUUCGCUAGCUCCAACUGCGCAACCCUCAUCCGUAUCAUGGGCGGAUCGAUCUCGGACCUCAAAGUCUGGCUGUACGAAGAACGCCUUCCGCCAAACUAUGAGUCCUCUACCCGUGCGCCCUGGGGCUUGACGAUGGGCUCAUUCCAGACGACGGUACUGAGGAUCGAGGCUGCGAUCAGGGCAAAGGAGAGCAUGGAUUCCACUAUCGGUGAUCUGGGGGGGAGGUAUGGUCUGCCUAAGAGCGAGCUGGGGCCAGGCGGGGAGGUACAGAGAGAGGCACAGAUGGGAGAGACGGCCCCUCUAUUGCCGGGUAAGAAACCGCAGACGAACGGAGAGUGAACAAAGGUGGUGUCCAGUGACGCUGAAGAGAGUGUCCAGCACAUUCAGAUUCAGUUUCGAACCAGUAUACAGCCUGAUAAUGACCUCAUCCUAUGCAUUGCGCUUGGUCUAGUCGGGCAGGCGGCGAGAAUACAUACGCGCCGCGCUGACCCAAGCCAGGCCGUCC
Messenger RNA from Dacryopinax primogenitus, 1180 nucleotides. It is a transcript of the gene HTP5, whose product is annotated as heme-thiolate peroxidase. NCBI's taxonomy places the organism in Eukaryota, Fungi, Basidiomycota, Dacrymycetes, Dacrymycetales, Dacrymycetaceae. The record is from RefSeq and is a predicted model, not a curated record. Gene Ontology annotation, molecular function: peroxidase activity. The transcript has 3 exons. Bases 22 to 1014 code for a protein of 330 amino acids.